CUGAAACUCCUACGCGCUCUCUGAUUGGUCCGACUUCCUCAGUCCUGGAAGCUUUCUUUCCUCCUCUCUUCUUUCGUUGGAAGGGAAGGAAAGAGGGGUGUUUUUUCCUCGAGUGGCUCCUGUCCUUUUGGCCUGGGUGUGGCUUUGAUUAGUCAUGGGGAAAGAGUGGUAUUGGGGCGGCGGAAGAUCCUCCAAGAGAGGAGGAGAUCAUAGGAAAGAGGAGACCUCUUCUGGGUGCAUGUGUGCUGUCUUCCAUUUCUUUGAUUUUCAUCAGUUCCAGUUUGCCAUGAACCAGCAGCCUUCUUUCAAGUUCGGCUCUUCGCUCCCUGACGAACCCACCAUUCCUAAGGGAACGGAAGCACCGAGGAACAGCUUGGAACUAGAGCAGCCUCGGUUAGAACCCAACCGGAAAGAUGGUGAACUUUGUUUGGACAUCCCAAUGGGCAUCCAAAUCAAAACCAGUGGAGACAGAAGGCAGAAGCAAGAAGGUCAUUGCUGCGACUCUUCCUCUUCUUCCACUACUACACCUGAAGUCGUCAGGACUCCAACUCUUGUGGCCCGACUCAUGGGGCUCGAUCUUCUUCCAGACAGCUGCUCAUCCUCCCCUAGAGUCUCUUCAACACUAGAGACACCCACCUCGAUCCCCGGAAAGUGUCACCCACACACCGGCCGACCUCGAAAGCCGCGGCCGAGCGAUCAAAAGAGCUGGUCGGAGAAUUACUGUGGAGUUAAUGCGGGGACUCGGUCUUUGCCAGAGACCCCGAGGAUGUCCUCCGCCAGAAGAUCGGUCGAUGCAGAUCGCCGUCUCUCUCUCCAAAUCAGCAAGGAGAACUUAAAUUCGAGCGAAGAAUUGGAGUUCUCGCGCUUCACCACGUUGAGGAGGAAAGAAUUCAAAUGCGAGAAUGAGAACAGGAGCCCGAGUUACUACGCGAGGCAGAUUGUGAAGCAAGUGAAGGAAAGCGUCGGAAGGAAAGUUGGAAUGGAUAUCACGAACAUGGUCAGGAACAGCGAACAAGGAAGAGACUCAAAUGUUGAAGCUGUGAAGAAGCAUUUCAAGUCCAGGAAAUCUUCCCGAAUUGGUGUGAAAGCUGUGGAAGACAACUCGAGCCCAGGAAAGCAAGAACAAUCAACAACAUUUUCGCCUAGGCUCAGGCACCUGGAGAUGAGGGACAAGAAAAUUAGACCACCAUCAAACGUGAAGGAUCAAGUUUCUCAAGCUCCAAUACCAGGUUCAUCACCACCAUCUCCAAGCAAUGUCAUUGAUCUUCAGGUGCAACCCACAAAAGGUACCGUGAAGCUGAAGCCUCAAGCUCCUGAAGGGCAAGUCCUGAACCAGCGCAAGUCCACUGAGAAAUGCAAAGCAGCGAUGGAACGGUUCAAGAAGCCAUCAAGAGCAUCGACUCCGAGUAUCAUCAGGAACAAGCAAGAGGAACAAUUUGUUCGCCCGACACAAGCUGCAGUGACAUCAUCGGCGAACGCUCCGGACAAGAAAAGGAAGAAAACUCCAUACUCCGGCGACAUGCAUAGCAUCGCCGUCCAUACUCUUCUCCCAGUUAAGAAAGAUCCUUCCCCUCCGGCUACUAAAAUCCCCCAAAAACAGGUGCAUGGAGCUCACGCAUCAAAGCAGAGCUCGCAGCUAUCUGGUGGUUCGAGCCCGCAAGAAGCGACGCAUGUGCUCAGUGCCCGAAAAGGUGAAGACGACAGGUCGAAUGGUGGUGUUUCCUCCGCCACCGCCGAAACUGUAGCAGCCGAACUGCAGUACGUUACCCUAGUACUGAAACAUUUAGGCAUCGAAAGGCACACAUCAUUAUUGUCCUCCAUGAGAUGGUUCUCCCCAUCCCGCCCCCUCGACCCGUCAAUUUUCGACCAUCUCGAGCUCUUGUCCAUUACGUCCCCGACAGAUGGCGAUGCCAGUGCACCGACGGAGAUACUGAAGGGUCACUUAGAACCCAAGUGCAACAGAAAGCUCUUGUUUGGUCUCUUGGACGAAAUCUUGGUACAAGUUUUGAAGCCUUGUCUGAAUCUGAAGCCAUGGGUCGGUACAGCUGAACACCACAGUCACCGUCAUUAUCAUGGUCAUGACAAAGGGUCGCAACUAAUCGACAGGUUAUGCACCAAACUCGAGAGCUUCCCGAGAGCAGACUGCCGAGUUCUUGAGGACAUCGAUGCCUUGAUAGACAAAGAUCUACCUCGCAUGAAGCACCAGAGUUUGAGGGCGUUCGAGGAAGAAGGAGAUGGGUUGGUAGCGGAAAUCGAGCGGGACAUACUGGACACGCUCGUCCAAGAAACGGCCUUGGCCAUGGCCAUGGCCAUGGCAUGAGGACAUGUUAUGUGGAGCGUGUGGAGCGUACGGACGGGGGGUGGAAGUUGUUCAAAACGUGACGAGACAGCCAACCCAGAAAGCAUAUGGGUCAUUCACGUGAUGAGAUGCUCGAUGUGGGUCAGAUCAUUUCAUUAGGGAUGUAGGGGGGGGGGGGGGGGGACUCCUUGAAAAGGGCUCGACCGAUUUACACGUCGGACUUAGGUUUGGAGUUCAACCUCGCGGUCCCCCCGACCCGACAGGGUGCAGCCCCCGAUUGGCUCAGACCCUUUUUGGGGCAGAGGAGUCCAUUGCAUUUGCCCUUUUGUAUAUUCUUCUUCGGAGGAGCCUUGUGAUUAAAGAAAAUAUUAAUAACAACGUUGGUGUAUUUCUACUGUA
Syzygium oleosum is the source of this 2698-nucleotide messenger RNA. RefSeq lists its product as uncharacterized. The record is from RefSeq and is a predicted model, not a curated record. The transcript has 4 exons. NCBI's taxonomy places the organism in Eukaryota, Viridiplantae, Streptophyta, Magnoliopsida, Myrtales, Myrtaceae. The coding region runs from base 155 to 2320 and encodes 721 amino acids.